Messenger RNA from Heterobasidion irregulare TC 32-1, 552 nucleotides. RefSeq lists its product as uncharacterized. NCBI's taxonomy places the organism in Eukaryota, Fungi, Basidiomycota, Agaricomycetes, Russulales, Bondarzewiaceae. The coding region runs from base 1 to 552 and encodes 183 amino acids. The record is from RefSeq and is a predicted model, not a curated record. The transcript has 2 exons.
AUGCCCCCCCCCUCCGCCGGCACUGUAAGCACCCCCGCACACACCGUCCCACCGGCACCCUCGUCCAUCAGCACCCGGCCCCAGCUGGCUCUCUCACACGCACGGUGCUCCUGCGUCCAUAUCUGUCCGCGAUCCCCCCACCCGCGUCCCUCCCGCCUUUCCCCGCCGCCGCGUGCCAUCUGCCAUGUCCCCGCGCGCCCUCCUUCUGCUCUGCCCUGUUCUGAUCCGCGCCAGCCCGUGCCCGGCGGUCUCCUGCCCUACGCCUAUCUGACACCCUCGUCGCCCGGCGCCCAUCACGCACGCACCCACACUCGAGUGCCCCGCAGAGGCGCGUACGCGUCCGUGCCCCUUUCCUCUUCCCUUCCCCCUUCUCCACCGUCCACCAUCCGACGUCUCGGCCUCUCAGCGCCCCAGCCUCCCACCGUCCAUGCCGUCCCGUUCUUCUCUGUCGACCGCCCACUUCUCCGCUCCGUUCCCUCUCCUUGCUCUGUUCUGUUCUUCCUGUUCCGUUCUAUUUUCCCGUUCCGUUCUAUUUUUUCUGUCCCGCUCUAA